AUGUCAAAAAAUCUAACGUUCCCCAGUACCAUUAAACCAGCCCACCUGCUCGAACCGCACCAGCUCGCUGUCUCCUUCUCCCGCACCCGCUCGCUGUCUCCUCUCCUCCCGCAACAUCUCUGCUCGUCGUCGCUGCCGAUAGGCAACGCCGGAAGCAGCGGCCGCCCCAACCUCCCACCGCCGCGGCCUCAUCAACAUGGGGUGCCCCCGCCGUACUAUCACCAGUACCCGCCAUGGCGCCCGGGCGCCGCCGCGCCGCCGCCGGUGCCGUUCCCCACGCACGUGGAGCGGCACAGGGCCGUUGCGGUGAGCGCCGGCGUCAACGUCAAGGGACAUACCCUGUGGCUGGAGCGCGACGACGACGGCGGCCACCUGCUCGCCUUCUCCUUCGACGCCGACGCCCCCGGGAGGUCAACCCGGAGGCGCUGCUCCUGGAGAGUCGAGCUGGAGCGGGAGGUGGCGCUUCUGCGGACGAAGCUGGAGGCUGCGCAGCUGCGCGCCGAGGCAGCGGAGGAGGCCGAGGAGCGGCUGUGCAUGCAGCUCCGCGAGGCCAAGUGCGAGACCCUCGAGCUCGCGCACGUGUACCAGGGCCACGUCCAGGAGCUCACCGCCGCACGCAGCAGAUAGCAGAGCACCUAAACCCGAGCAAGAUUACCGUGGUUGUAACUUGCACGCCUACAGUUGAAUAGUACUACUAGUGGUAUGUACUCAUGUUGAAGCGGCAGUGGCAUCUACAGCAAACAUUGCUUCGCCAUGAACGCUCGGCCGCUCCUGCACGCCUCGCUCCCGCGCGCCGGCGCCGGGUUCUACGGCAACUGCUACUACAUCAUGCGCCAGAUGUCGCACACCCUAUUGCAGAUCACGCCGUCGCC
This is a messenger RNA of Triticum dicoccoides, 872 nucleotides long. RefSeq lists its product as uncharacterized. Bases 1 to 627 code for a protein of 208 amino acids. NCBI's taxonomy places the organism in Eukaryota, Viridiplantae, Streptophyta, Magnoliopsida, Poales, Poaceae. The record is from RefSeq and is a predicted model, not a curated record. The transcript is spliced from 2 exons.